Molecule: messenger RNA, 1650 nt
Organism: Pleurotus ostreatus (oyster mushroom)
Lineage: Eukaryota; Fungi; Basidiomycota; Agaricomycetes; Agaricales; Pleurotaceae
Exons: 14
Coding region: 1-1650 (549 amino acids)
Biological process (GO): amino acid transmembrane transport
Cellular component (GO): membrane
Molecular function (GO): amino acid transmembrane transporter activity
Source: RefSeq, a predicted model, not a curated record
AUGGAUUUCGACGAGGAGAAGCGCAAUGUCAAGGGAUCAUCUAGUACUGUCGCUGACAACAACAACUACGACGAUGACCUCCUCGAGCCCGCGCAGGAGGCGAGUUUGCACCGUGGCCUCAAAGCAAGGCAAAUCUCCAUGAUUGCCCUUGGAGGUGCUGUAGGUACAGGUCUCGUUAUCGGAUCUGGUACAGCUCUGACCAGAGGUGGUCCUCUGGGCUUGUUCCUGGGAUAUGCUUUCGUCGGAUUUGUGUGCUAUCUCGUUAUGGUUGGUCUCGGAGAGAUGGCUUCAUUCCUUCCUCACAAGAAGGGGUUCGCCGGAUAUGCCACGCGAUUCGUGGAUCCAGCUUUGGGGUUCGCCAUGGGUUGGAACUACCUCAUGAAAUAUCUUAUCGUCACGCCCAAUAAUAUCAAUGCUGCUGGAGUCGUUAUACAGUACUGGACCCGGCAUGUUCAUAUUGCUAUUUGGAUGGGUAAGUCGAUUUUUAUCGUCAAUUUAUUGGGCGUUCGAGUGUUCGGUGAACUAGAAUUUUGGUUCUCCAGUAUAAAAGUCAUUGCCUUGGUCGGGUUGCUUCUUAUGGGCAUUAUCAUCGACCUGGGUGGCAAUCCAAAACACGAUCGUAUUGGGUUCCGAUACUGGGAACCGCCCUAUGGGCCAAUGGGAAAGUACCUAUUAAACCAAGUUAAGAACGACAAGUUGGCCACCUUCUUGGGAUUCUGGAGUACCUUGACCAAUGCCCUAUUCGCCUAUAUCGGUACUGAGCUGAUCGGUGUUACCGUCGGAGAAGCAGAAAACCCUAGAAGAAACAUUCCCAUUGCUAUCCGCAGAACUUUCUAUCGUAUCCUCGUAUUCUAUGUGGGAGGUGUAUUUGUAAUCGGCCUUGUCGUGCCUAGCACAGAUAAUUCCCUUUUUGUAGCCACUAAGUCAAAGGCAGGCGCUGCUGCGUCACCGUUCGUUGUUGCCACAACUCUCGUCGGAAUCAGGACACUAAACCACGUUAUUAAUGCUGCUAUCCUUCUCUUUGUAAUGAGUGCCGCCAACUCUGAUCUGUAUAUCGGUUCCCGAACGCUCUACGGUCUCGCUGUCGAGGGGAAGGCUCCUCGAAUCUUCGCCCGAGUCAAUAGGAUGGGUGUCCCAUACCCUGCAUUGAUUCUUUGCACUGCAUUCUGCGGCCUUGUGUUCCUUAAUGUUAGUUCAUCCAGUGCCCGAGUCUUCACUUGGUUCGUCAACCUUGUUUCGACGUUCGGCGCGAUUACAUGGAUGUGUGUUUCAUACUCACACAUUCGCUUCAUGCAAGCCCUCAAAGCCCAAGGUAUCUCAAGAGACACGCUGCCAUAUAAGGCACCUUUCCAGCCAUGGGGCAGCUGGUUCGCCUUGGUCGUAACUGGCAUCAUCACUCUAUUCAAGGGAUUCGACACCUUCCUCCCAUUCACGACCGAUACGUUUAUAACGUCAUACAUCGCCGUCCCAACCUUUUUCGUCCUCUGGCUCGGAUACAAGCUCAUAUAUAAGACCACGGUCAUUCCAUCCGAACACGUGGAUUUGGUCUCCGGUCUCCAACAAAUUAACGACGAAGAAGAGAAAUAUUUGAUGCAUGAAAAGGCAAAGGGGCCUCAGACGCGCUUGCAACGCAUCUGGGAUUCCCUGUAG